Molecule: messenger RNA, 1584 nt
Organism: Acanthamoeba castellanii str. Neff
Lineage: Eukaryota; Discosea; Longamoebia; Acanthamoebidae
Exons: 9
Coding region: 1-1584 (527 amino acids)
Source: RefSeq, a predicted model, not a curated record
AUGGAGACACUAGAACGGCCGUGCAAACGGUGCGUGGCGCUGGGCAAGCCGGAGGACUGCGUCGAAUUGUACUCCACCCGGCGGCGCGGUAGACCGAAGCGGGCCACCGAGGAGCAGCAGCGACAGCUGGAGCAGCUGCAACGCGAGCUGUUGGAGCACCGGCAGUACAUGUUCGCACAGGACCAGGCCCGAGAACGAGGCUCCACAACGGUCGUGCUCGGCGGCCCAGUGUCGACAGGCACGUUUCGCGACAUUAAAGGCGAACAACAGUACACCCGAGAGGAAUCGGCCAUUUCUGUACCAGAGCGAGAAGAAGUCAGCUCGGGCGUGGCGGGUCAGCUGCUGGAAGAGUUCAGGAAGCUGAGCGGCGAGGUGCGAGAGAUGCGCCGGGAGAUUGCCCAGAGCCUGCACGAAACGCAGUUUUCCCUGAUCCUGCCCCUUAUUCCCACGCUCGACAAGGGUCCCUCGUCCCCACGCUCCGCCGUCCGCACCUCCUCCUCUUCCACCACCUCCUCGUCGUCUUCAUCGCCACAGACCUCGUCGUGCCCCUCCGCGCCGGUGCUCGACUCCCUCUACCCAGCCUCCCUAGAGCCCUAUGGCCACUCCUUCGCCGCCACCACCGCCACCUCGUCGACCCCAUCGGCGGCGGCGGCGGCGGCAGCGGCAGCGCCCGACGCGUCGCUGCAGGCCGUAACCACCUCCUCCUUCCUAUCUCAGCUGGCCACGUCAUCGGCCUAUCACUCCCCGCUCCCGCUGUCGACCCUCCUCUCUUCCAAUGUAUCGAUCUACGCCCAACAGCCGCCAACCCCGAGUGCGGCGCCCCUGACGCAGCAGCAGCCUACGGUGUCGACAACAACGCCGCCGUCGCGAGGGCCUUCGAGCCCGGUGGUCCAGCGGCAGCAGUUUGGCGUGCCGGGCGCCCCGACGCACGCGCAGGACAACAUCACGCUCUACCAGCAGGACGCCAUCCUCCCGCCCAAUCCCCAGCGGUACUCGCUCGACGGCUUCGGGGUAUCCCCGUCGGCCCGUAACGCGAUGCUGGCCUACCUGCCCUUCCUCAGCAAGUACAACAUCACCUCCUCCGAUGUGCCCUUCGUCGUCUCCGACCCCGAGAAACCGAUCGUGGCCUGCGCCAUGCACAAGCGGAAUGCCGGUGAUGAGCUGCGGCCUCGCAUCAACUUUGCCAACACCGCCUUUUGCGAUCUGUCGCAGUAUUCCAUCGACGAGCUUCUCGGGUACAGCAUACGCAAGUUUAUCCUCCUUGAGGAUGUCGACACGUGGCGGGACUUCCGCAAAGGUCUUCUCCCAUCGUUCAUCCCGCUCAGCCCGAUCCUCAACCUGCGGGCCCUAUCGAGGCGAAAGGACUCGUCGCUGCUUCGCAUCAACUCGCGCAUUCAGGUGUUCUACGACGAGCAGGGCUUCUCGGGGUACUACGUGCUGAUGGUGGAUGACUACGAGGUGCUGGGUACGAGUCCCCCUGCGAGUGAGACAGUGCAGCUGCCGGCCGACGAGCUGGACCGACAGCCACUCCCGGCCGCUUUGCCGCCGCGACGGCCAAAGCACCAGAAUCCUGGCAGCUGGUGA